Molecule: messenger RNA, 2481 nt
Organism: Venustampulla echinocandica
Lineage: Eukaryota; Fungi; Ascomycota; Leotiomycetes; Helotiales; Pleuroascaceae
Exons: 4
Coding region: 1-2481 (826 amino acids)
Biological process (GO): DNA-templated transcription; regulation of DNA-templated transcription
Cellular component (GO): nucleus
Molecular function (GO): zinc ion binding; DNA-binding transcription factor activity, RNA polymerase II-specific; DNA binding
Source: RefSeq, a predicted model, not a curated record
AUGCCGGAGCAGGACCACCAAGACCAAGGGAGUGAUGACGAGAUGUCCAGCUCUUCUCGUCGACCGGGCCAGGAAGACAAUGGAGCCGAGCCAUCGGCCGGCCGAAUCGCAUGCAACGGCUGCCGUAAGGCAAAACUUCGCUGCUCGAGGGAUCGACCGACAUGUUCGCAUUGCAGGAAGAAUGGUACGUCUUCUUCCUUCUUCUUCGUCUUCUUCUUCCCGAAGCUGUCGUGUAUCGACUUUUGCACUUAUAUCGAUAUUCGACUAAUGGGGAAUGUUUCAGGCCAUGAGUGUGUAUACGAUUCAAAAAGAACCAAGCCCGGGGUCAAGGCCGGCGCCAUUGAAAGCAUCUACAAAAGACUAGACGCAAUUGAACGGUCGCUCUCUGAACAAGCCAUGGCAUCUCCUGGUAUACGAGGAGAAUGCGCCAAGAUAGGAGAGGAUACAUCAGAUGGAGCCGCGGACAACAUAAUAUCCCUUUUGGCCAGAGAGCUUCCCAAGCUGGUCAAAAAAUCAAAUAGCAGCCUUGAUAAUGCCCAAGAUGCGACGCCGCCGCCGCGCAAGAGGAGGUGUAUAGAAAAUCAGCCUAGCCAUCAGGAUGACCACCCACCGCUCCCAUCUCCCGAACUGAUUGAAACCUUGGUUAAUACAUACUUUUCUCAUAUUCAUCCUUGGAUCCCCAUGUUUAAUCAAGACCGAUUUCGCCAGCGGCUCGAUGAUCUUGUGGAGUUACAGAAACUAGCCAUCAUCGUCCAGGUAAUUUCUAUAACUGUGGCGAAGUAUUUGCCUGAUUCAGAAGCUUUCUCGGGGCGGUCUCACUCAAGUUGGCCAGCAGAACGAGUGAGGAGAUGGGCAGUCACCACCGCGAUGGAAAGUCUCUCCAUUGAAGGCCUACAAGCCCUCAUUAUACUCGUUUUCAAUGAUAUUGGAAGUGGCCACGUCGAGAGAGCUUGGUCCAUCGUCGCCUCUCUUAGCCGCACCGUGGAAUAUUGCCAGCUCACGAUGGAGCACGAUGCAGGCGAUCGUCAGCCGCUUUGUCGUCCCUUCCUGUACCUAGAGCCAGCCAAGGACUGGGCCGAUGCAGAAGAAAGACGUCGGGUGUUCUGGAAUGUCUUCAUUCUCGACAGAUUCUGCUCCAUUACGAUGGGGUGGAACACGAGCUUAACUUCCAUCGACGUUCACCAACGGCUCCCUUGUGAUGGAAUCUUAUGGCGCAAACAGGAGGCCGUUCUAACGCCGUAUCUGGGUGUCUGGGACAAGUCCAUGUUGCGCAGCGGUAAUCGCGUUGGCGCCAGGUCACACUACCCAGAUGUUGACAAAAGGUCUCCCGAAGCAGGCUGCUGGAACCCGUCAACCGUAGCCUACUCAGGUUCCCAGGCUGACAUGUCGAAUGUUGGGGCAUUUGCCUAUUGCGUGGAAGCGGUCGAGUCGAUGAGCCGCGUGACUAGCGUUUUCCUCCACCAGAGAAUUGACCCCAACGACCCGAAAGAGGUGGAUACUUGGCUGGCGAGAUUUAGGGAGUUGGAUAUCCGUCUUGCUCAUUGGAAAAUGAUGCUACCACAGAAAUGGAGUUCGAACGCACCACGGCUCAGUGCCCGAAUGGACCCAAAUCUCACUCUUGCCCAUGUCACCCAUAAUGCUUCCACAAUACUACUACACCAGCUCAUUGCGUACCCUCCACACACCUGGCCAUUCCGCAAGAGGCUUCCAAGCGCCUGGAGUGCUGAAACAUGUUGCCUGGCAGGGGUUGAGAUUUCAAACAUUACGCAACAGUACCUGAAGACGACUGAGAGCAUGCUGCCUGUCACAAGCCCCUUCGCAUUCUGCGUCUUCAUGGCAGCGAAAAUGAUGAUUGUGCAUUGGCGGCAUGACUCCGCCAACCAGCUCCUAGACGCCUUCUGGACUUUGAAAGAAAGUCUUGAAGAAAUGGCAAGCCGUUGGAUAGGGGCCACAAGCGAGACGAUCAUGGUACACCCACCACUAGCGGCUAAGUAUGCCGCAAAGCUAGACGACAUAUACGGAAGAUGCUUGCGAGAUAGCAACUUCCAGAUCGAUGCUACGGACUUUACUUGUGAAAUAGACCACCUGGACACAACUUCCACGGAAAAUCACAACUUCUCCACGUUUGCGCCUGUACAUCAUCGUCCGACUCCCACUUAUUCCUCGGGACACGAAUCCGAGGCAGGUGGCAGUCAGUGGGAUGGUGGCCAAGCCGCUCUGCCGGGCAAGUUACCAUUCGCAAGCCUCAACACUCCGAGUACUCUCGGGCGCCCGGCUGCCAGCUCGUCGUCUGCUCAGGUAGGCACCACUGAGGGCAGUCGGUUUUAUUUAGAUAAUGAUGCCAUGUUUACACCCAGCGGGGUCGGAGAGAUGGGCGGUGCAAUAACCCAGGCCGUUGAUGAAUAUUUUAUGAACCUAGACCGUGUGAUAGCUUUUGACGACGGAAGUCUCUUCACAGCAGACAUGGAAAGCGGAUGGUAG